Chlamydomonas reinhardtii is the source of this 3534-nucleotide messenger RNA. RefSeq lists its product as uncharacterized. Bases 416 to 3412 code for a protein of 998 amino acids. The transcript is spliced from 4 exons. NCBI's taxonomy places the organism in Eukaryota, Viridiplantae, Chlorophyta, Chlorophyceae, Chlamydomonadales, Chlamydomonadaceae. The record is from RefSeq and is a predicted model, not a curated record.
GAAAACCCGACAACCGCCCGCUCCCCCGUAAGGCCCUCGCGACGUGCUAGUAAAUUCUCGUCACCAAAGCAGACAGCAAGAACCUAACACACUGAAAUAACCCGCGCAGAAAUCAUGCCAGGCAGAACCAGGGCAUGGAAAGUCGGGCCCGACGCUUCGUGCCCGACAUGCCGCGUGUAGCUCGCCUUGUCCUGCAGGGUUUAGCAAAUCACAGACUGGGCAUAUGUUAGGGCAGAGCAAGCUGCACGAAAAGUCUGCUGAAAACGGUUCGUGCAUCGGCCGCGGUCAUCCCACGGGCCACACUUGGGUGUGGGCGCUCCUAGGGCUUUUCUUGCACUAGGGUUCUUACUGCGACGCGCGUGCUUAUGCUCGCCUUGCAAACCCUUGCAUGCAAACGCACGCGCCCCCGGAGAGCAUGGCGCGGCACCACUGCCGCCACCGCCACCCCGACGACUGCCUGUGCGUCGCGACGAGGUUCGUGCUAGCGUUGCUGCUGUUGCUGCCGCUGCUGCUGCCGGCCCCGCACGCGCUAGCAGUAGCAGCCCCUGCUACUCCAGCAGGCCCAUCCCACCAGCACACGCGCUCGGGCCACGAUGCUGCCGCCGCGGCCGCCGGGGACGCAUCGCCACAGCGAGCCACAGGAAGCUGCAGCGAUCCGGGUCGAGGGCCGGGGCAAGCCCAGGCUGCGGCGGGGGCACAGCCGCCUGACUCAUCAACCAGGCGGGAGACGGAGGAGGAAAGAGCGGCUGUGGAAGCAGCGGCGGUAGCAGAGGUCACCGGGCCGCAGCGGCGCAGGGUCCUCGACCAGCGGGGCGCAGGAAAGGGCGAGGACGGAGGAGGGGGAGGAGGAGGACCCAAGGAAGCUGGGAAGGAGCAGGAGUACGACACGCAGUCACAGCCGCAGCCGCAGCCGCAGCCAGUGCGGCUGCCGGCGGCUGGCAUGACGGCAGGGUCGUUGUCGGGUGACCUGCUGCGGCGGAGUGAAUGGCGCAGUGGCGGCGCCGCACUGCUGCUCGUGCUGGGCUCGGCGGCGGCGGCGGCGGCGGCGGCAGCUCCGGCGGCGGCUCUGGCAGGUCAACAGCAGCAGGACGUAUCAGGUGCAGGCGCGCGUAACAAUACCAGUAGCAACAUGCAGAACAGCAGCAGUAAUCUUAACAGCAGCAGCAGCAGCAGCAGCAGUAGCAACAACGGCGACUUACUAAGGCUGCCUGAUGUGCAGCGGCCGCUGCUGGCUGUAGCAUCCGCCGCAUCCUCGGGGGCAGCAACGGCAGGAGGAGGCGGGGGAGGCGGCGGCAUCAGUGAUAGACGCUGGUCGCUGCUACAGGCUCUGCGAGUGCAGCAGGAGUGUGUGGCGGGUCGGGACCCUGUGCUACUGCCGCCGCCCGGACCGCCGCCGCCGCUGCAGCUACGCCUCACGCCCCUGGCACAGCCCCCCUCGCCACCGCCACCGCCUCCACCUACGUCGUCGACUCCACGGCUGCAGCUGCGGCGCCUGCUACAGCCACAUCCUGCUGUGGUGGACACAGCAAGCGGCACAGGCGGCCGUGGCGGCGGCGGUGGCGGCGGCCGCGGCGGUGGCGGCGGCGGCAGCACCCGUGGGGGCUUUUUCUUCCAGGCCGCUGGCUCGCCGCCGGGCGACGGACCGUACAGCAGCCCGGCAGCCGCAGCGGGUACUGCCGCGGGCGAUACUCGAAGCGGUGGUGGUGGUGGUGGUGGUGGUGGUGGUGGUGGUGGUGGUGGUGGUGGUGGUGGUGGUGGCGGAGGUGGAGGUGGCGGAGGUGGAGGUGGCGGAGGCGCAGGCGCAGCGGAUGACAGUGGUGAUGGCGGCGGUGGUGUCGGCAGGGAGGGCUCUGUGUUGCCGACCCUCGGGAUGCUCAUAUCCGCCUCCCACGUGGACAGGUGUACGGGUGCGCUGAUUAGCCGCUGUCACGUGCUCACAGCCGGCCACUGCAUCUACAGCUUCGAGGACGAGCAGCAGGGGCCAGGGGGGCAGGGGCAACAAGGGGGGCAGCAGGGGCAGGAGGCACCAGGCAACAGCGGGAGCGGGAGCGGGCGCAGUGAAGAAGGCAGCAGUAGCAACGACAGCAGCGGCAACCCGUGCACCUCGGCAGCAGCAGCAGCAGCAGCAGCAGCAGCAGCAGCAGCAGCAGCAGCAGCAGCAGCAGCAGCAGCAGCGAACAGUACCAACAGCGGCAGUAGCAACGACAGCGCCAAUGCGCCAGCAGUAGCAGCAGCUGCAGCUGCAGCAGCCGGCAAUGGCACCACAAGCAGCAACGCGACCACCUCUGCGCCUGCCGCCAACCAACCGCCGGGUAACUGCGCCGGAGGCGGUUGGGUGCGGUCGUGGGAGUUUGCGCCAGGCUGGACGGGAGAGCGGGCUCCGUACGGCGUAUACAGAUCCCGUACGGCCAUCGUACCGCCGCAACUCAUACAGCAACGCGAUCCAUCGUACGACGUGGGGAUUGUGUUUUUGGAUCGAAGCGUGCCAGCGGACGUGGGCCCCUUUUUUGAGCUGCCGGCUGUGGCGGCGGCGGCGGCGGGGUCCUUGGGAAGUGGGGGAGACGGCAAUGGUGGCGCCACCAGAAGUAGCAGCAGUGGUGGCGGCGGCGGUGGCGGUAGUGACGCGACUGGCACGGGCACUGCUCCCUCGUACAGGGUGACCUCCAUCGACGGCACGGCGGUCAUUGUCGCGACCAGCGGCAGCAGCAGCAGUAGCAGGAAUGGCAGCAGCAGCAGUAGCGGCGAUAGCAGCAGUAGCAGCGGCGGCGGACUUGGUGGUAACGCUGAUGACGGCGGGGACGGGUCGGAUGGCGAGGAUGCGGGUGGUUUCGGCGACGUCGGAGGCGGCGGUGGAGGAGGUAGCAUUGCCCGUGGCAGUAGCAAUGGCAGUAGCAGCGCUCCCCUCCUUUUGGGUGAGGACGCCCCCUGCCUCAACUACGCCGGCUAUCCCACACCCAUGCUGCUGUGGGGCCAGUACUGCAGGUACCUGACCGACCUGGACGGAGACAAUUUCGUGGAGACGAACUGCCGCGGCCGCCCGGGCGUGUCAGGAGCGCCGCUGUGGGUCUACGUGCCGCCGAAGCCGCUGGUGGUGCAACAGCAGUCCGCACCCGCGGCAACACCAGCAGCGCCCGGAGCCCCUGCCGCGCAGCCGGACGCUGGCGGCAGUAGCAGUAACAGCAGCAGUGGCAUUCCGGCAGCAAGUAAGGAUGCCAGCAACAGCAGCCAAGGACAGGCCGAGCAGCAGCGGCAGCAGCAACGGCAGCAGCUGCAGCCGCGUCAGGGGCGGCGUGUGGUGCAGGCAGUGCUAACGGCGGGAGUACCGGGUGGCCCCACAGCGGCUGUGCGGAUUGAUGCCGCAUUGGCGCAAUGGGUGGCGCAGAGGCAGCAAGAGAUGCCGUGCGCUGACUAGUGAAGAUGUGAAAGUAUUCGUUUUGGAAAGCUGGCGCGAGGGAUGGCCAUGAUUAUUUGGUUGUUCGCCGUUGGGUUGCGUCGGUUGCGGUUUAUUUGGGCCGUUGGCAUUGCUAGCCUCAU